ACAGUAGGCCAGUGCGCGGACGAUACUACCCUCCAACUGGGUCUGUUUUACGGUUCUGCCAUCUAACAUCACAGGACCGGAUCCAUGGCCUCCACUCCCAAUGUCUAAGCUCCAUCUUUCACCUUUCUUUUUUCAGAAUUAAAGCAGGUUGAAGGUGAAGAUCUUGGCCCUCGAUUGGAUAUGGUGGUUCACGCGUGUCUGCGGGUACAGUUGAAGUUACGGCGCGGGUUGAUGCAAGGGAAAAUGAUGAUGGUCGAAUAUAAUCUGUAUAAUAUGCAGGUGAAGAAGGCAGAGAAUUAAUUCUCCAUUAGCUUGAAACUCUCUUUCCUCCAUUAUAUUGAAGCAGCUUAUGCUGAUACUUUUUUCAAAACCAUCGAAUAUCAAUUUCUCUUUUGGGUUUAUCGUUAAGUUAAUUGUGAGGUGGGACUGCAUCAAUUUGAGGUGAGUAAUGGGGAUUACAUCUAUGUGGAGAAGCUCAAGUACUGUGACUGUCUGGGUAAUGACAAGGUGUUGCACAACAUUACGUGGUUUUGGUGGACACAAAGUGCUUGUGCGCAGUGAUAAGGAAUUGAUAAAAUGGAUCUUCAAGGACACCCACCCCGUUGUAAAACGCGUAUCAGUAAACGACAAAGAUCUAUUCGGGGAAGCAGCACAGUUGACAAGAAUGUUUGUUAUGCAUGUUCAGGUUGCAACUCGGUUUUUAUUUGCUAGCCCAACCUCUCUACUGGUUUGCCUCUUACUUGAUGUCUUCUUCUGAAGAGUCGGUGAUGGACACAAUUGAUAUGGACUUAUGCUGACUUGUACAUACUCCUUGGUAGUCUGCUAUUUUUCAAACUUAUACUACCUCCGUUACAUAUUAGUUGUAACUUUGGGGUAUUAUUUGAGAGACAUAAAAUAUUCCAAA
This is a messenger RNA of Chenopodium quinoa (quinoa), 904 nucleotides long. RefSeq lists its product as uncharacterized. NCBI's taxonomy places the organism in Eukaryota, Viridiplantae, Streptophyta, Magnoliopsida, Caryophyllales, Amaranthaceae. The record is from RefSeq and is a predicted model, not a curated record. The transcript is spliced from 6 exons. Bases 449 to 757 code for a protein of 102 amino acids.